Mizuhopecten yessoensis (Yesso scallop) is the source of this 3245-nucleotide messenger RNA. RefSeq names its product AFG3-like protein 2. Gene Ontology annotation, biological process: protein-containing complex assembly; mitochondrial protein processing. The transcript has 18 exons. Gene Ontology annotation, cellular component: membrane; m-AAA complex. The coding region runs from base 121 to 2406 and encodes 761 amino acids. Gene Ontology annotation, molecular function: ATP-dependent peptidase activity; ATP binding; metalloendopeptidase activity. Lineage: Eukaryota; Metazoa; Mollusca; Bivalvia; Pectinida; Pectinidae. The record is from RefSeq and is a predicted model, not a curated record.
UUCAACCAGACUCUUUUUGUCUGCGCUAUGCCGAACAGAGAGGUGAACACGCGUCUGGUUGAACGAGACUAUAACUGCUGCUGCUGUCUGCAGUAACCUUGCAGAUAGAAACAUAUCAAGAUGUCUCACCGUUAUAUGGCUUUAGGUCGUAGAGGACAUGUUUUUCUAAGGAGCAUGUUGUCAGGAAAAUCUAUGAAUCCUGAGGUCAAAAGAGAAAUAGCACUGCUGUCAAAUAUGUUGCAGUCAAGAGAAAUGACGUCUUUAAUGCGUCAUUUCAGCUUCACAUCUCUCGCAGCAUCAGCCAAGGGCCCCAAAGGAUUUGAAAAAUUUGAGGAGAAAUUAAAAAACAGAUCAAAACCAACAGGACGUGAAAAGAGGGGAGGUCUCCACGAAACAGAGGAGUAUAAAAAGAGAAAAUCUGGUAAAACACCUCCUCCGAACAGUCAGGAAAAUUUUUGGGUAGUCCCUCUUGCAGUGGCAUUAUUCGUUCUCCUCAUAGCUAGAUCUGAAGUGUCACAUAGAGAAAUAACUUUCAGAGAAUUUGUCAACAAUUACCUAAAAGCUGGAGUGGUAAGAAACCUUGUUGUACAAAACAAUGAAGUAGUGAUUGUACAUUUAAAACCUGGAAUGGCUGAUAGAAAAGUGCAGUUCAUAAUAGGAAGUGUGGAUUCCUUUGAAAAGUCAUUGAAAGCUGCUCAAGAGGAAUUAAAGAUAAGCAAAGACAAUUUUGUGGACGUUACCUAUGACGAUCAUACUCAAAGGAAUAUUGGCAGUGCAGCCGGAUUCUUACUAGAGGCUGUCAUAAUUGGUGCAAUAAUAAUGCUUUUCCUGAGAAGAAGCAGUGUGUUUUCAAUGAAAGCAGGUGGUGGACCUGAAGGAUUUUUUCGUGUUGGAAAGUCCAAAGCAAGGAUAUUUCAGCCAGAUGCAAAUAUUGCAUUCAAGUUCAGUGAUGUAGCCGGGUGUGAUGAGGCCAAAUUAGAAAUCAUGGAAUUUGUAAACUGCCUGAAGAACAAGGAACAAUACCUUAAACUUGGAGCCAAAAUCCCCAAAGGAGCCAUGCUGACUGGCCCCCCAGGAACAGGGAAAACACUACUGGCCAAGGCCACAGCUGGGGAGGCUAGUGUUCCCUUCAUCUCCGUGUCUGGAUCAGAGUUCCUCGAGAUGUUUGUCGGAGUUGGUCCUGCUCGGGUACGAGACAUGUUUAAGGAAGCUAGGAAAAACGCUCCAUGUAUACUGUUCAUUGAUGAAAUAGAUGCAGUGGGUAAAAAACGUGAAAGUGGCAGUUUUGGUGGGAACGUCGAACAGGAAAAUACACUCAACCAGUUCCUUGUUGAACUUGAUGGUUUCAGUUCACAGUCCGGGGUAGUGGUCUUGGCUGCCACUAAUAGAAUAGAUGUUCUAGACCCUGCCUUGCUGAGAGCAGGUCGAUUUGACCGACAGAUCUACAUACCUCUACCAGAUAUCAAGGGCAGGGCAAGCAUUUUCGAAGUCCAUCUUGGGAGCAUAAAAACAGAUCUGGUCAAGGAUGAAGUGGCCAGAAAGUUGGCAGCCCUCACUCCAGGUUUUUCUGGGGCUGAUAUCGCCAAUGUUUGUAAUGAAUCGGCUCUCAUCGCAGCACGGGACCUCAAUGAAUCUGUCGAGGCAACCCACUUUGAACAAGCCAUAGAACGGGUAGUGGGAGGUUUGGAGAAGAAAUCACAAGUUUUACAGCCACAUGAGAAAAAAAUAGUGGCAUACCAUGAAGCAGGUCACGCUAUAGCCGGGUGGUUCCUAGAACAUGGUGAUCCCCUGUUGAAGGUUUCUAUUAUACCCCGCGGCAAGGGCCUAGGAUAUGCCAUGUACUUACCCCAGGAAAAUUAUCUACUUACCAAACCACAGUUGAUAGACAGAAUGUGUACAUUGCUUGGGGGAAGAGUUUCGGAGAAAAUCUUCUUUGGUAAGGUUACAUCUGGUGCCCAAGAUGAUCUACAGAAGGUAACCAAAUUGGCCUACGCUCAGGUCACUGUUUUGGGCAUGAGUGAUAAGAUAGGACAAAUUGGCUAUGCACAGCAGGAAGGAUCAUUCCAAAAGGGGUACGGUGAAGAGACUGCACAAAUCAUUGACGAAGAGGUUAGAAACAUCGUGGCUAAAUGUUAUGAUCGGACCAUGGAUCUGCUGACUGAGAAAAAGGAUCUCAUAGAUAAGAUUGCCAAGUUAUUACUUGAAAAGGAAAAGAUAGACAAGAAGGACAUGGAGGAAGCGUUGGGCAAGAGGCCAUUUGCAGAGAAAUCCACAUAUCAGGAGUUUGUGGAAGGCACUGGGUCUAUGGAGGAGGAGAUGACAUUGCCAAAGGGUCUGGAACACUGGAACAAGGGCCAAGAAACGACUACAAAACCCAAGACAGAGUCUGACAUGACAUUUUCAUGAUAAUUAGCGAGCAAAAAAAAGACUAGGAAUGUUGUUUGUAUUGUGUGAAGUAUGAGGGAAAAUUGUAUUAAAUGCAAUUGCAUUAAAGAAGAGUAUAUAUUUCAAGUUUUGAAUACAUCUUCCAAAUGAAUGAAAAUUUAUUGUUAUUUCACAAAUCAGGGACUGAUUAUCACCCAUCACGAUGCUACCGGUCUUCGGCCGAUUAUCACUGUUAAAGUGAGGGUGUAUUCAUAAAUAGUAUUGAAUGUAUGAAGCUAUCACAUCACACCUGUACUGUGAUAUUUCUGGCCAGGUGUGACAUCACACCUGUACUGUGAUAUUUCUGGCCCUAUUUAUAUCAGACUUUCAUCAUUGUGUUUUCUGAUUCCUAUUUUUCUAUAUAGUGAUCAAUAAUGUUUAAAAACAGGAGCUCUGAGAUGUUAUAAUGACUUGUUACCACCUUAAUCACAGAGAAGUAUAAGGAUCUCGUAGACUACCUUAUCAUGAAUUUGCAGGAUAUUUUUUCAUCAUUUAUUUGUGACUUUAUCACUCGCUUAAGUUCUGUUGUCAUUUCUAAUGUUCCGACUCCUGUUACCAGUCUGUCAUGUUACUGGUCUGAUUUUGCUGAAAUGAUGCUGAACUUGUGUGUUAAUAACCAGCUAAGUUAGAGCUAUUAAAUAUGUACUACCUGAUGAUCAUGUGAAGAGGCUUUAAAUUAUUGUGAUAGAAUUGUGAUCUCUGACAUUGAGAACUGAUGGUUGAUACUUAAACUGUUACAGCGGCUGCAAAUGGGAGAAAGUAUGUCAGUGUGUGAGGUUUGUGAUUAACAGCCUGUGUGUAAAUAAAACAUGUGGAAUUUA